Auanema sp. JU1783 is the source of this 555-nucleotide messenger RNA. The record is from the annotation of a GenBank genome assembly. NCBI's taxonomy places the organism in Eukaryota, Metazoa, Nematoda, Chromadorea, Rhabditida, Rhabditidae.
AUGGGAUUACUAACUAUUCUGAGGAAACAGAGAGAAAAGGAAAGGGAAAUGAGAAUAUUAGUGCUUGGACUUGAUAAUGCUGGUAAAACCACUAUUGUUAAAAAAUUUCUUGGAGAGGAUUUGUCUACUAUCGAGCCUACUUUAGGCUUUAAUAUCAAAACGGUGGACUUUCGAGGCUUCACCUUGAAUUUGUGGGAUGUCGGAGGUCAGAAAAGUUUGCGCUCCUAUUGGAGAAACUACUUUGAGCAAACUGAUGCUCUUAUCUGGGUUGUAGACUCUGGUGACCGAGAACGGUUAGUAUCGUGUGCGACAGAGCUGAAACAUUUGUUGACCGAAGAAAGACUUUUCGGCGCUUCACUCCUUGUGUUAGCUAAUAAACAAGAUCUCCCAAAUGCGAUCCGAGUGUCUGAUAUAGCAAAACUUUUGGAUUUGGAUUCCAUCUCGACCCAUCAUUGGCAGAUCUACAGUUGUAGUGCUAUGACAGGCCAAAAUUUAUUAGAAGGGGUGACUUGGUUGUGUAAUGAUGUCGCUAGUAGAGUGUUCACGCUCGAAUAA